Schistosoma spindalis is the source of this 414-nucleotide messenger RNA. The record is from the annotation of a GenBank genome assembly. NCBI's taxonomy places the organism in Eukaryota, Metazoa, Platyhelminthes, Trematoda, Strigeidida, Schistosomatidae.
AUGUCAAUUUUUCGAUUAUUAUGUUUUUUAAUUACAAUUAUAUUGGCAAUUUGUACAUUAGGGGUUGGUUUAAUUUUAUCACCAUAUUGGAAAUAUAAUGAAGAACCAUCAAGAGAAGCUAAAAUUCAUUUAUCAUUAAGUUUAAUAUCGAUACUUUUUCUUGGCGCAUCAGGUCUCUUAAUUCUUGUCUCUAUUGUAUCUGGACCAGGUAGAACAAAGAAAAUAAUUAUUAUUACAAUGAUAUUACUUAUUCUAACUAUUGGCUUUCUCUGUGCAUCGGUUGUAUACAUGUUUACUCAAGUUAAUCAUUCUUUUGCAUUUUGGAUAUUUGCAUCAUUAUGGAUAAGUGUUGCAUGUAUACCAUUUGGAUUAUGUACUCUUUAUAUAAAACCAAUUCAAAUGGAUCGUCUUUAA